AUGAUGAUGUCAACGGGCAUGUUGGGAGAAGAUGGCAUUCACGUCGACAUGAACCACCUCAAGAAGGGAGAGGUCAACAUGGCCAUCAACUUCAAGGACGGUGUCAUACUAGCCGCCGACAGCAGAACAACGACCGGAGCCUACAUCGCGAACCGAGUCACCGACAAGCUCACACAAGUCCACGACACCAUCUGGUGUUGCAGAUCUGGAUCCGCAGCAGACACACAGGCCGUCGCGGACAUUGUUCAAUACCACCUCGGCAUGUACGGUACCACCAACGACGAGCCACCCACGACGCAGACGGCGGCAGCCAUCUUCCAAGAACUGUGCUACUCCAACAAGGACCAACUCUCCGCUGGACUCAUCAUUGCCGGAUGGGACCACCGACACGGCGGCCAAGUAUACUCGAUCCCUCUCGGCGGCUCCCUGCACAAGCAAUCAUACGCGAUUGGUGGCUCGGGUUCGACGUACAUCUACGGAUACUGCGACGCGAACUGGAAGGAGAACAUGAGCGAGGAGGAAGGCAUCAAGUUCGUCAAGGGCGCACUCUCAGAAGCCAUCAAGUGGGACGGCAGCUCGGGCGGUGUGAUUCGCAUGGUGGUGCUCACAGGCAAGGGUGCGCAGAGGCAUCUAUACCUGCCAGACCAGAACUACGAGGGGCCAGGCAAGCAGUAG
Alternaria ethzedia is the source of this 675-nucleotide messenger RNA. RefSeq names its product Proteasome subunit beta type-1 (gene PRE3). The transcript is spliced from 4 exons. Lineage: Eukaryota; Fungi; Ascomycota; Dothideomycetes; Pleosporales; Pleosporaceae. The record is from RefSeq and is a predicted model, not a curated record. The coding region runs from base 1 to 675 and encodes 224 amino acids. Gene Ontology annotation, molecular function: threonine-type endopeptidase activity. Gene Ontology annotation, cellular component: proteasome core complex.